GGUCACUCUGUCGACCCCUUUCAAUCCCACAGUCCAAGCGUCCCGAUCUCAAAAAGCGGAGCAAAGAAGAGAGCCAGCUUGGGCAUUUGGCAGAUCCCACAUCCUCGAAGAUAAGAAAGGGAGGAUUGAGUUGCCAUGGCGUCACAGAGCGAGGCCACCGAAGAGGGUGAUCAGACGGUGCCUGACGGAGAGACUGAGGACGAAGCGAUGAACGUCAAAUCGAUUCAGUCCCGCUAUCUCCGCUGUCCCUCCCCCAGCAAUUUCUCCAUGAUAUCUGAGUCCAGAUUCUCGAUGAUUUCAGGGUCCGAUGCUGAGAGCAUCUUUAUGGAGCCCAUUCACCUGUCCUCGGCGAUAGCUGCCAAACAGAUUAUAAACGAGGAGCUCCCACAGCGGGGUGUCAGGACGGAGAGUAUCCCGGACAGCAUGCUGGAGACUGCGGAACAGCUGAUGGUGGAGGACCUGUACAACCGGGUGAAGGACAUGAUCGAUGACCGGAGCCCCUACAACACCCCCUGUGUGAUGGACAUCCAAAGGGCCAUGGUGCAGGACCGCCAGGAUGUCCGGGCCAACCCGGUGGAUGAGGUGUGGAACAACAUAUUCAUCUCUGAAAAGUCGGUGGCUGUCAAUAAAGCUCGCCUGAAACGCAUGAAUAUCACCCACAUCCUGAACGCUGCCCACGGAACUGGGGUUUACACCGGAGAGACCUUCUACGCUGGCAUGAACAUCACCUAUAUGGGCAUCGAGGUGGAUGACUUUGCAACGUCUGACAUCUCCCCUCAUUUCAGGACAUGUGCUGAGUUCUUGGAUGAGGCCCUGUUGACGCACAAGGGCAAGGUCCUGGUUUGCUCUAUGAUGGGUGAAAGCCGCUCGGCUGUGCUGGUGGCCGCCUAUCUCAUGAUCUUCCACCACAUGACGAUCAUGGAGGCACUGAUGACCCUGAAGAAGAAGCGGCCCAUCAACCCCAACGAGGGCUUCCUGAAGCAGCUGCGUCAGCUCAACGAGACACUACAGGAGGAGCGCGAUGACGAUGAUGACGACACGCUCAGCCAGUGCUCUGUCAUCGACGCCAACACCCGGGCCCACCUGUUCGACGACGAACAGAGCAUGGUGGGCGUGAAGGCCCACUCAAUCACAAUGGAGGAGGAGGAGGACGGCCAGAGUGUGAUGAGUAGCGUGGCCUCGUCCGCAGCUGCGGCAGCCCUCAGGGCCGGUGUUUUUGGCGGACAGCAGGUGGGGUCGGAACAGCCAGAGAUGGCGGAAGGUCUGCUCCUUCCUGGGGAAGACGGCAUCGACGGUGGAGAGGAAGGAGACCAUGGGGAGGAGGACGGGAUGAGCAUGAUCCGAGAGUGGCAGAGGAGGAAUGAGAAGUACCAGAGUGAGGAGUGGUGGGAGAAACAGCUGAUGAGCGAAGCCGGGGAUGAGGAGUCUUUGCUGGGAGGACUACAAGGUUCUGGGGAGGACGUGGAGAGCGUGACCAGUGAGGACGUUCGGGCCGUGAAGGAGCGCCUGAAGCAGCGGCCGCGGCGAGCCCCCUCCGAUUCAAUGUCCACAGCCAGCUGCAGCAGCUACUCCGACCUGUGGAAGCAGCGUCUGAAAGAGAUCGAGGAGCAGGCGGCCGCGCGCUACCGCAGGAACGACGAUGACAGCGAAAGCACGGCGACGGAGGAUACGGAGAGGAAGAAGACGAUUGAGGAAGACUUGGAGAGUGUGCUCUCGGACACCAGCUCCAUGUACAACUUCUGCAAGAAGAACAAGGAGAACCUGACACCCCUGGAGCGCUGGAAGGUGAAGAGGAUCCAGUUUGGCUGGAAUAAGAAUGAUGAAGGGAGGUUGGGAGAGAAGGGAGCCGGGGGAAGUGGUGAGCAGGGAGAGGCUAGUGCUGAGACCCGCACCCCGGCUCUGGAGGAUGUCAACCUCACAGCCUAUCAGACCUGGAAGUUGAAGCAAGCGAAACGGCUCGGGGAAGACAACAGGGCAACAAAAGAUGACAUUGUGGAGAUGAGCCGUGGAGAGGACUUGGCCACAGCCAAAAGGAGACAGCGGCGAGAAGAGCUCCUGGAACGUUCGCGGAAGAACCUGGAGGAGAGUCAGUCCAUGUGUGGCUGGGAGACAGAGAGCUCCAUGAGUGGAAGCACACUGCCCCUCUCUGCCUUCUUUGCCACUCCAGGUGGAUCACAAACUGGGAGCAUUGCCAACGACGACAACAUUUCCAUGCUUAGCGGCAGGUCUUCUGCAUCACAGGCCCACAGUACAAGAUCCCAGGCUUCAGUGGUCCCUGGAGUGCCCCAGGGCAUUCCCCAGGUCCCCAUGGUUCCUGUGCCCACCAUCCAGGGACCUGGCGGGGAGCCCAUGGUGGACCUGUCCAGCAUUCAGAACUGGAUCGCCAACGUGGUGUCUGAAACCUUGAUCCAAAAGGAGCGUGAGAUGAGUCUCCCCCCGUCCCGAGCCGGAUCAGUGCUAAGUUUCGGCGGGGGAUCCAGCGUGCUGGGCCCCGCGAGGCGUGGUCUGGACGAUGACAAGGCGUCUAUGCUGAGUGGAGCAUCCUACUCCAGCUCGCCGGCCCAUCACUCAGUCGGGGCUGGCAGGGCAGAGUCGGUGCUCUCUGGUAGAAGUGCAGCUUCUUCUACCAGUAACCUCUCCAGCAUCUCUGGGUUGGGCUGCCGCAGGAGCAAGAUCACCACCACCAGCGUGCCCCUCUAUAGUCUCUUUGCAGACCAAGUGAACCUCAAGAAGCUGGACUCCAUGGAUAAGCAGAUGCAAUCAGACAUGAGGGACAAAAUGGCCUCUUACGAGGUGAAGAAGAUUGCUGAGGAUAACAAACGCAGCACACUCUACAAAAAGAAGAAGCCCAAGGACGAGGAAGAAAAGAAAGAGGAAGACUAUUUAAAGACUAAGAUGCCAGAGAAAAAGAAAGCACCUACGAAAAGCUAUGGCCUCUCAGGCUGCCUAAAUCUCUCCACUGCUCUGGAAAAGGAAAAGAACACCAGCGUAGAUGAAUGGCUGAACAACGUCAUGCCUCCUUCCAGGAAACCAGCAUCCCAUAGCAUGGAAGACGAAACUGAUAUAGGGCCAUCUGCCUCUGAGUAUAAUUUCGGAGGCCGGAGGGGCUCAUUUGAUGAAGACGAGGAAGAGUAUGAAGUAGCAUCAAGAUAUCGGUCCAGAUUCCUUGCCGAUACAGAGUCACCAGUGCUUGGCGAUUUAUCUUCAAAUGGCGUGGAUUCCAGCAGUUACAGGUCUAGAAGAUCCUACACAACCACAGAGGAAGAUGAGGACGAAGAGGAGAGUUACACGUCAAAGAAGAAAUUCACUCAUCAUUCACAAUAUGAGAGUGGAGGGGAGACAGAGGGGAGGAUAGGAAAAGAGGAAAAGGAGGAGGAAGAGGAUGUUGACAAUUUCCUCAGCCAGCUUAGGCAGAGGUCUAGGGCUCGGGCUCAAGCAGAGAUGCAAGACGAUGAUGUCGUAGCAGCUUGGAGAGCGCAGCAAGAAUUUAAGUCAAACGGUUACAAAAGCAGUGACUCUUAACCAAAGUCUUACACUUACAUUAUACAGUCAAAUGAAACACUAUCCAAUAGUGAUCAAUGUCAACUGUUAUUUUAGCAGACUCUCUUCUUUAUCUUUCCUUCUUUGUCUCUUUAUAUUAUAUUCAAAAUAUUAAAAUGAUUAAAAUAAAGAAUCACUUUAUUGCUAGUGCAAUGCAAGCAGAAAAGCACAAGAAAUUAUUUUCUGUAUGUUUCAUUGAUUGUGAAAUGUAACAACUACAAACAAAAUCAACACUGACUACCAGGAAAUAAAAUAUUAAUGCUGUACUUUUUCAAGAGCACAUCCUUAUUUUAAAGUGUUUCUAAUUGCAAUACAUUUGCAGUGUAUAUGAA
Molecule: messenger RNA, 3872 nt
Organism: Esox lucius (northern pike)
Lineage: Eukaryota; Metazoa; Chordata; Actinopteri; Esociformes; Esocidae
Gene: styxl2
Product: dual specificity phosphatase 27
Exons: 6
Coding region: 136-3522 (1128 amino acids)
Biological process (GO): negative regulation of MAPK cascade; protein dephosphorylation
Cellular component (GO): cytoplasm
Molecular function (GO): MAP kinase phosphatase activity; protein tyrosine/serine/threonine phosphatase activity
Source: RefSeq, a predicted model, not a curated record